Coturnix japonica (Japanese quail) is the source of this 1776-nucleotide messenger RNA. The record is from RefSeq and is a predicted model, not a curated record. Lineage: Eukaryota; Metazoa; Chordata; Aves; Galliformes; Phasianidae.
AGUCUGUUGCUGAUUUGGAUGUCCAGAAAUGAGAAAAUAGACAGAAAUCCCUGAUAAGGGGUGUGGGUGGUGCAGCUGGAGAGGAGAAAUGGUGUUUUCCAGUCAUGAUGGUGAUCUUUUACAGCACACCUUUUUCCACUGAACACAAUCACCUGUGCCACAUUUUAACAAUGAAACCACAAAGCUGCAAGGAAACUAUUAUCAGUGGGUUAAUCCCUUACAGGCUCAUUUUUAACACAGGGAAAUGUGAUUUCUUCUUCUCAGCUGCCCCGAGCACUGCCCCAUGCAGCAUCCAGCCUUCUUAUCUGCUGCUGUUAGACAAAAAAUAUCAGCCAACAGCAAUGUGUUUCUAAUUGGUUGCAACUCUUAAUUUACUUACUGGAAUUUAGCUAUGGAGGAAAUUUGUGUUGGAGAAAGCUUGCUGAAAUUAUUAGUUCCAUUUACCUGCAGAAUAAAACUUGUGUAAUGGCUUGGCCCUUGAGAUACUUGAAUACUGCUCCUGUAUUUUUAGGGAUGAAACAGAAAUCUGGAAUUAUGUCAGGCAGGGAGCUUGCAUUGAAACUCUCACUGAGGCAGCAAAAAAAUCUGCACUGGUUUUAACAGAGAUAGAGUCUUUUUUUAAGAGCAUUUUUUCCCCCAUUGCUGCUUGUAAGAUGCUAGGAUCGGAACAGUGCUGGCAAUACAAUGAUGCUUCAUUUGUUGCUAAGCAGUGCUUGCUCACAGUCAUAGGCUGUUUAUUGUGCUUCCACACCAGCAAGGAGGCUGGUAGAGCAACAGAGGCUGGGAUGGAACACAGCUGGCCCCAGUUAACCAAAGGGAUGUCCCCUAUGUGUUUGUGCUCAGCAAUAAAAGCCUUGGGGAAAAAGAGGAAGUGGGUCGUUUAGAGUGAUACCAUUACAUGUAAUGAGCUCUGCUUCCCUGGAAGUACAUGGCCAUUUGCCCUCUGAUGGGAAAACCUGAAUUCUCUCCUCCAUCCUACUGUGAACAGAGUGAAUGAGUGGCUGUGUGACGCUGAGCUGCUGGCCUCGGUCACUGGGGGACAAACGUUACACUCACACAAUCAGAGGAAUUAUACAGCAAGAAACCUGUGUUGUACCAGCCUCCUGCUCUGGUGACAUGAGUGAACAGGUGGAGGAAAAUGACAAGAAAAGCAGCAAUGUCAAGAAAACAUCUGCAGAAGAAUCUGCCUGUCCUGACGCAGACUCCAUUACAGCACAACAACGGCAAAAAGUGAACAAGGAACUAAAACACUUAGACUUUCAGAAUCCAGGACCUCAGAUAGCUAACUUCAAUCCUGAAACUAGACAGCAGAGGAAAAAAGCAUGCAUGUCAGAGAUGAAACAAGUCUGUUUCAAUAAGCCCAAAACUCUGAAGAAGUACAACAGUCGUGGCCGGCUGCUUGGUACUAACAUUGAUUUGUGUGACUGCCUGGACAAGAAGUGCUUGGGUUGCUUCUAUCCUUGCCCCAAAUGCAACUCAAAUAAGUGUGGGCCGGAAUGUCGCUGCAAUAGGAAGUGGGCUUACGAUACAAUUGAGAGUGAAGAUGGGAAUGUGAUCAGUUCUUUCCCAUUUCCUACUGACCCCUGAUUUUGUUUCAGUAGCUUUGUAACUGUGCAAAGUUCUUCUUUCUUCAUGUUCAUACUACAUUACUUAUGUAAUUUAUGUUCAUACUACAUUAGUUAUGAAUAGUAACGUUUACUGUAGCUUCUCCUUCAAUACACUAUUCACAAUGUUAGAAACACCGCGAUGUUAGAAUAAAUUACACCUUUCAGCAGA